CGUGUCCUUAGCCCUGCGCGUCUCAGGCUGGCCGCGCACCUCGUCGAGCCUCGAGCAGCAGGGCCCCACUCCCCCGAGUGCGCGCAGCCCCGGUCUGAACGAAAGCGGAAAUGAAGCAUUCUCGACGCCUCGCGCGCAUGCCCAGCACCGCAAGGACUGCCCUGGUGGUUCCUGUUCGCGGAGCAUAUUAAGGUACCCGGCAGCCCUCGGCCGGGUGCUAGCCCUCGCAGCCUGCUCGUCUGCCACCUGCACGCUGACUUGCUAACUAAUCGUCCCGCGCCCUCCGGCCUACGUCAACAGCCUGACGCAGCCUCUGUCCUACGGCGCCCGCCGCCAGCUCCCGCCGUCACUCUGUCUUCAGCUCUGCACUGGCUUGCUAUUGUUCCUCUGUGCGACGCUGCACCCAAUGCCUGAUGCUGUAAUGUUUAAUCCCCGACCGGCUAUCUGCUGAGACACUGCGCUACGCGACGCUCCCCCGCCAGCCGCCCGCCGUUUCCAUGUGGUCCAAAACGAAGACCGGCGGCAAGGCGGGCUUCGACAAGGUCUACACCUGGGUCGACAAGCUCGGCGCGCCUGUCAAUCGCCUCUCCAACAAGGUCGGCUCCGAGGCCUUCUGGCCGACCACGCUCGACAUCGAGUCCGACAAGGCCGCGCGCAUCCUGAAGAGCUUCUGCAAGGAUGGCUUCUACCAGGAAGAGGACCGCCCCACCGGGCCCCAGGGCCCCAAAGCGAAGCAGAAAGUGCUCAAGAAGAUCCCUUCGACCGUGAUCAAGAACGCAAAGGGCUUGUGCAUCUUCACCACCAUGCGCACCGGCCUGUGGGUCUCGGGCAGCGGCGGCGCGGGUGUGCUGGUCGCUCGCAAGGAUGACGGCACCUGGUCGCCGCCGUCGGGCAUCAUGAUGCACACCGUCGGCGUGGGCUUCCUCGUUGGCGUUGACAUCUACGACUGCGUCAUCGUCAUAAACUCGGACAAGGCCCUGCAGGCGUUCCAAUCCGUGCGCUGCACCCUGGGCGGAGAAAUCAGCGCAGUCGCGGGGCCUGCCGGUGUCGGCGGCAUCAUCGACACCGAGGUCCACAAGCGCCAGUCGCCGCUGUUCACAUACAUCAAGUCGCGCGGCUUCUACGCCGGCCUGCAGCUGGACGGCACCAUCGUCAUCGAGCGCACCGACGAGAACGAGCGCUUCUACGGCGAGCGCAUCGGCGUCAAGGACAUCCUAGCCGGCAAGGCCCGCCAUCCGCCGUACGAGAUCAAGCGCCUCAUGGAGACACUCAAGUCCGCACAGGGCGACACGGACGUCGAUGAGUCGCUCAUCCCAGACGAAGCGUCGCCGGCCGACUUCGAGGUAACAGCGCCCACAUCAGCAGAGGACCCGACAUUCGGCAUACCCGCCGAGCAUGACCCAGACCCCUUCGGCCUGCUCGCGCUGCAGUCAGCCGGGCUCGAGAUCCGCGAGGCUGGCACACACGAGCCCGCCACGAGCGAGCAGUUCGAGUUCAAACCCAGCCCCACGAGCCCCAUCUACUCGACCUUCAGAAAGAGCACGGACCGAUCCAGCAUCGCUGCGAGUCUGGCGCCCAGCAGGCGCUCCAGCUGGCGCAGCAGCACACUGAGCAGCGUCCUGGGCGGCUCGCGGCCGCGCAGCAACUACGCCGACUCGAGCACACAGACCAGCUACGCCGACUCGAGCACGCAGACGGAUUUGGACGAGGAAAAAGAAACGGACAAGGAAAAGGAAAAGAAGAAAACCACGCCCAUUACGCCUCCUUUCAAGACACCUGGCCCGCCGCUGCCGCCACGCACCUCCCCGCGCCCAACCGACAUGCGCACGCCCUCUCCCCCCCUCGCCGACAUCCCCGAGACAAGCGUCCAGGAAGCCACACCCCUGCGCACCAUCGCGGCCGAGCCUAUCUCACCCGAGCGCACCGCGCCCGCCCUCGGCAGCCCACUUCAAACGCCCGAGAAACCAUCCACCCCUCCGCCCGUCAUAACCACCACCGCCGCGCCCCUCUCCCCGACCUCGGACUGCGACUCCGACUCCGACUCCGACGAAGAACCCAUCGUCAUCCACGAAGUCCACACCACCCCCGCCCCGCAGCACAUCAACCGCGCCCGCAUCGUCCAGGUCGCGAAGCCCGUCGCGCCCAUGCUGCCCCCGCGCAACCCGUUCCGGAAUAGCAGGAACAGGAACUCCGCGGCGAGCGCGGCGAGCGGGGGCGAGACGUCGCCUGAGCGAACGUCGCCCGAGAGGAUGUCGUCUGAGAGGAUGUCGUCUGAGCGGACCGAGAAGAGUCUGAGGAGCACGCCCAGUCUGGAGCGCCGGGGGAGCAGCGCGAGUAGUCUGGACAGCGUGGAGGGCGCGGGGUUGGCGCAUGUGGCGGCGCGGUUGUCGCCGAAGGGCGAGAAGGAGGAGAAGAAGGCGGUGGACAGCGAGAAGGAGGUUGUGAUGGACGCCGAGAAGCAGGUUGUGGUCGACGCUGAGAAGGAGGUCGUUCCCACGCGCCCCGACUCGCCGGCCAAGAACAUCCCUGGUGCUUUCUAGGCGGGGCAUGGCUCUUUGAUCCCGCGCCAUGCCGCGGGCGGAAGCACCGUCUGGGUGGUUCGCUGGCACUGUCUAUAUCGCCACUGUUGUCCUUGUCUUCUCCCUACUCAGCCCAUUCUCUACCCCCCACACCCCCCCUCGCCUCCAAGGCCCCUCUACAUCUCCAUCUCCCCCUCCCUCCCUCCCUCACCCCCCCUCACAUACCGCCCUCCCCUUCCCUUCUCAGCGCCUGCCUACCAUAGCACGAGCGCAGCGUUUGUACAUACCCAUACCCCCUUUUCACUAGUCACUACUCGCGGAUCUACGUUUGUGCAGAUAGCAGAUAGCAGAUUAAUCGGAUAAUCGGAUAACGAAGAAAUGAAUUGCAUUCUACUGCCACA
Boeremia exigua is the source of this 2920-nucleotide messenger RNA. RefSeq lists its product as uncharacterized. Gene Ontology annotation, molecular function: phosphatidylinositol binding. The coding region runs from base 498 to 2540 and encodes 680 amino acids. The transcript is spliced from 2 exons. Lineage: Eukaryota; Fungi; Ascomycota; Dothideomycetes; Pleosporales; Didymellaceae. The record is from RefSeq and is a predicted model, not a curated record.